AUGAGCGCAAGGACGCUGACGAAUGUUGUGAACGAUCAAACGGUUGCGCUGAAUGCGCUGAUAUAUGGCUAUGCGGGUCAUUCACUUGUCACGCCCCAUGCGGCCCUCCAGCAAGUAUGGUGGACCGAGGAGAGGAUCAACGAAAAAGUCACCCAAGAUUUCGUGACAUCGCGGCUGCAGCCUCAAGAAAGAGAGCGAUUGACAAACCCAGUGGGCUUUGGAGAUCUGAGCGACGACACGUACAUCGAAUGGAUACUGGAAAAGGCUCGAAGAUUGUUCUUAGUGCUGGCCGAGAUCGGCGAAGCAGACAGUAUCUUUGCGGUUGUCGACAAAUCCUGGGACGACGAUGAUCUGCCGCUGCAGAUGGAUGAUAUCGAGCAGCUCUCGCUCUCGAAUCGUCGCGACAAUCACGCAGAUGCGCGCUUUUACCAUACACAAUUCACAUUCCUGCUUCGUGAGUUGCAAGAUGGUGUGCACAUCGACUAUGCGCCAAACGAAGAAGUUCCUCUGGAGUACGUUCAAAAUCUUCCAGCUGCGGUUAGCCUCCAGAACUGGUCGCGUGUCCAUCUGCCCAAACGGCCAACAGAGGUUUUUGUCCGGAGGCGGUUCCCGUUAGGCAAUGCCGAGGCUCCGGAUGCCUUCGAGGCCAAUUUUAUGAUGGAUGUUGAAAGUGCACGAAUGGUAGAACACGACCACAUAGCCCCGAUAUGGGCAUCAUAUACCGCAAAAGGGGCAGGUUUCAUUGUAACCAGUUUCGUUGGACAGCACACGCUCCGCACAUUCAUCGAUCAUCGCACCCCCACACAGUACCAAAAGCUACAGAAGCCUGACAGAAGAUGGCUCAUUUUGAACUGGCUACAUUGUCUAGCUGAUGCCGUCGCCACUAUUCACCAGAAUGGAUUUUACCACUCUGCAAUACGGCCUUCGAACAUAUUGAUUGAUGAGCGGAACUCAAUCGCGCUCAGUGAUAUUGGUAGCCUCGAGACUUUUCAGAAAGACAAGCGACCCGAUCCGAUGGAUGCCUACGUGUACAGCGCGCCGGAGACCCAUAUGCAUACACAAGGCUUCGAUCCAAAUGCAGCAGCGCCGGCCCCUGUAGUUCCCAGUACGAAACAUGCCUCAAUCGUCAGCAAGAGUUCGUCGGGAUCUUCGAAUAGCAGUUCAUCGCAACGCCAAAAGCUGACUAAACCCCCUACUGCCGACUUUUCUGGCUUCAACUUUGGAUUCAAGCGGACCCAACCAACGCCAAAGCCACGAUCGCGAGUGCACGAGACUGAGAAAGCGGACGUUUUUUCCUUAGGCUGUGUCUACCUUGAGAUCAUCACCUUCAUGCUGAAAAAGAAACCCCACGAUUUCAUCAAGCAUAGGUCAUCCAAGCAGAAGAUCAACACUGGCGGAAAGAACUCUCGCACCGACUCGUCCUUCCAUGCGAAUCUGGAUAAGAUUGACACAUGGAUAGAUAUUCUCGAGAAGGCGUCUUUCGAGCACGAUGAUGAUGCCUUCCGCGCCAUACCUCCCAUUCUAGAUCUGGUCCGCAGUAUGCUCAGCAAAGCCCCAAACCUGCGGCCUGCAGCCCGUGAUGUCCGCGACAAGUUGCUCGACAUCAUACUCAAUGAGACAGCAAUACCAGACAUUCACUGCGGCGCACAUAAAUAUGAUAUAGGUAUUGCGACAUCCUCAGAUGGUAUCUCCUCGAGCGCCGCAUCGCUGCGAACGAUGUCAACGAUGAGUUCCGACAGCUCGGACGCGGACACGAUUCGCAUGUCUACCGCUUCGGACGCCACAGGGAUGACUUCGAUCAUCGGCUCGUACUCAGAUCGCGCGCCGCUCACGGAGAUAUCGGAGGAUGACGGCGAUUCAAUAAGAACGAUGAAAGACCAAGAGAUUCUCCGCAUCUCAGAUGGAGCCACCACUGAGCCCCACAAGACCAACUUCGUCUUCUAA
Molecule: messenger RNA, 1944 nt
Organism: Parastagonospora nodorum SN15
Lineage: Eukaryota; Fungi; Ascomycota; Dothideomycetes; Pleosporales; Phaeosphaeriaceae
Exons: 2
Coding region: 1-1944 (647 amino acids)
Biological process (GO): protein phosphorylation
Molecular function (GO): ATP binding; protein kinase activity
Source: RefSeq, a predicted model, not a curated record